CUCUCCGUCCAUUUGCUCCCCACGAUCUUCUCUUCAGCGGUCGAUCUGGCUUCCUACCCACGUUCCAUUUUCCACCAAACCUUCACUUCUUCCCACUUUUCUGUUCGGCUAUUACUUCCUAACUGACUACCUUUACUACCUCUACUCUCGAGGAGAUCUACGCCCUGGAAAGACGCGAGAACUCGUGUCUAAGUAGUAAGACUACCGUGGCUACCGUGACUAUCCUGCCUUUCAUGCCAUCAAGUACCACCUGCCUGUCGACAAUAUACCUUCACUCCACAAUUACCACACGGUAACAACGCUGGUGGCUCUUGACGAGCUUCUCUUCUGUCCAACAUGUUGUCCAAGAUCGCACGAUCAUCUCGCUCGGUUGCGCCUCUUCACCUGAGGACCAUUACCCAGCGUGGCUUCCGUCCUGCCGUGCUUCCAUCUAUCGAGUCGGAAGUUCGCAAAGACUCGCGCCGGAAGAGUGGUGGUUUGAAUGCCAACUCUCUUGAAGCCGAGACUCUCCCAGUAGCCGAAGAGCCAAUCAAGAUCCCGAGGCGCAUGGCGAGCUCUUACCGUUCCGCUCAGACCUCGCAAUCCUCUGUCGGCAAGGCUGUUGGCACUACUACCGGAAUCCUGCCUGGCUCCAAUGCCGAGAAUGCAAGGAGGGGUCAUCUCGAGGAUAUCCUAUUUGGAUCAGAAACAAACCAAGCACAGAGCUCGGCAGACUCAUCUGUCCAGAAUGGCACCCAGGCUACGGUAUCGUCGCAGCUGCUACCGUCCUCGGAGACCGACUAUGUGAUCGACCCAAUCACCAACCGGAAGGUUUAUAAGGUUGAAACUCCGACCUCUUUGGGUGAUGCCCUCGCUACCCCUGCCAUCAAGUCGCAAUUCUCCGGUGUAGAGUCGACGCUAAAGUCGGGUCCAUCGCCAUUAGUCUACUCGCCAGUCUUUGACCCAGAAUUCCCCAUCACACAACAGGAGCUUCAGGGAUACGCUAAGCCUCGUAUGGAUCCCAAUCCUACCGGCAGUGACGGCCGCACAAGUGGUACUGUUUACUGGCAUCAUGCAAAUGGUGUCACCACCAAGGGCUACUUGAAUAUGUCUAAAUCGGAAAAGUAUGACGACCUCGCCAAGUACAAGCCGGUCAUGGAGAAAGAACCAGCUACUCCAGAGGACCCUGCCAAGGAAUAUCAGGAUCUCGAAGAGUACCAGCCGGUGAUGACAGGAAGGACGCCAGUUCCCGAGAAUCCAUCAGCCGAGUACGACGAUUUGGAUGAGUACAAGCCAGUCCUGGUGGAGAGAACUCCAGUUGCUAAAGACCCUUCGAACGAGUACACCGACCUUGACCAAUACACACCUGUGCCAGACGUCAAGCAGACGCCAAACCCUCAUGAAAAGGAAGUCUACAAAGACCUCCCUGGAUACUCUGCGGCUCAUCCUGAUGUAGAAACUUCCCCAAACCCUUACGAAAAGGAAGUAUACCAGGAUUUGCAUCUAUACGCAGCGGCCUUUCCUGACGUUGACGUUGCGCCAAAUCCAUAUGAGAAGGAAGUCUACACCGAUUUGCAUCUAUACCAGGAUGGCUUUGCGUACUGCGAGCCCGAUGGUAAGCCUCUGGCUACAAACCCAUUCGAAAAGGAGAUAUACUCGGAUCUCGACACAUACUAUGCAUUCCGGUACAACGAACCCGACGGAAAACCUACAGGUGCCAACCAAUAUGAGAAGGAGGAGUACAUCGACCUGGAAGCUUACUCUCAAGGCUAUCGUGCCUGCGAGCCUGACGGCCGCUACGCGCUUCGGGACACCAAUGUCAAAAUGAGCGAGCCUGAUAUCGACCAGGAAGCGAAGGCCUUGAACCUCGGGUAUACUGAGCCUGGCUCGGAAGGUCCCAUCAACAAAGUGGCUCGUGCCGUGAGCAACAUGUUCAUCGAUAAUACACCUCGGGUGUACGAAAGAUCUUGGGGCGUGACGCGUCACGGCAACCUUUCGAAUUCGGAUGAGUACGGGUACUCACUGAAGCCUUUCGGUCUAGAAACUUCUUACGCAGAUGAAUGCAAUGGACGGUCGACUUGGCCUACCUUUACCAGGAUCUACGGCACUCCUGAGGCUGCUCCUCUUCCAUCCUUGGAUUCCGCCAAGAGUAGAGAUUCCGUCAACGCUAUGUCUUCGGCUUCUUCAUCACAAUCAUCUUCCACACCAUCAUCUUCGGCCUCUCCAUCUCAUUCAAACCCAAAUUCUUCCGUGUAUACAGUUUAUAAGGUUCUCGCAUACGACCCCACCACGCAAACAGUCGAGAUGGCCCAGACCACAUCAACAGUGCCUGAUAACACUACAGGUCUGCCGCCAGCCGAGGCACUGGUGCGACUUGCCCACCCAAUUAAGUUCUUUCCCUACUUCGCACCUCUUCAAGCGCAAGGAUUCGAGAUUGUGUCUGGUAGUGGCGAUGUGCUGGUAUUUCGCAAAAGCCGCCAAACCACUCUCGUUGAAGAAGCGCCAUUUACACAAAUCCCCCGCAUCAACCCCAUCGACAUGACGGGAGCGUCCAGUGUUUCUUCGGCGGCGACAGCAUUUUUGUCACCGACGGGAUUUUCACGCUACGAGCCGGAUCCCGAUCCUACCAACGAUCAGAGGCCGCCUCCACCGCUGAGAUUUCAGCCAAGAACUAGACAGGGAGCUUCCACCGCUCGUGCUGGAGAGAAGUUCUCUUCGAAUUGGUCGGACGCCAACAAGUCGACUAAAUCAACCUCGCGUGUUGCGAAGAAAGUCAUAGUGGGAGCGAGUUCAGCUCUGGGUAUCACAUACGCAGUCGCAGUUGUAGCUGAGUUCUUUAAGUCCGAUGAUGGUGGAGGUCCUAGGCGGUUGUGA
Molecule: messenger RNA, 2853 nt
Organism: Pyricularia grisea
Lineage: Eukaryota; Fungi; Ascomycota; Sordariomycetes; Magnaporthales; Pyriculariaceae
Exons: 3
Coding region: 337-2853 (838 amino acids)
Source: RefSeq, a predicted model, not a curated record